GACAAGGUCUCAUGUUCCUUCUAUUAAUACCCAUACUUCUCCUCCCCAAACCAUCCCAUCUCCACUCGCUAGCACUAGCAUAGCCGUCUCUUUCUUUUCUGCUUCCAGACAUUGUCCACGAGCUGGUGCACUGGUGUCGCUCGCAACCAAAUUAAGGACUGAGCCAUGGCAUCCAAGGGCGUCCUCUUCUUGGCUCUCAACCUCCUGUUCUUCACAGUGGCCAACGCCUGCGGCAGCUGCCCGACCCCAACGCCCCCGGUCGAGCCACCGCCGCCGCCUCCUGCUACCCCACCCCCUUCAUCCUCCAGUGGGAAGUGCCCGCUGAACGCGCUCAAGUUCGGCGUGUGCGUCAAUGCGCUCGGCCUCGUCAAAGGCGAGGCUGGCAAGGUACCAGCUGAGCCAUGCUGCAACCUCAUCAAAGGCCUUGCAGACUUCGAGGCCGCCGUCUGCCUCUGCACGGCCAUCAAGGGCAACGUCCUCGGCGUCGUCUUCGAUGUCCCUAUCAAGUUCAAUGCCCUCGUCAACUACUGUGGCAAGUGCGUGCCCAAGGGCUACAUGUGUGCGUAAGCUCCGCGCGGUUACACGCUCGUAGCCGUUCGCGUGCGUAAUUAAGCAUGCACCUGCAUGGCACACAUGUAUUGUGCGCCUGCUGAUCUCUCCUGUCUCAUUUGUGCACCUUAGGUUCUACAGUCCUAGAACCAUAUUCCAGGCAAAUUCUUGUCAGUUCACAUGUAUUGUCUCUUGUUGAAUUUCUAUUUUUUUGUUUUAUUUUGUAUUUGAACAUUUGUUUAUAAGAGUUUGCCAUCUUCUUCUCCAAGAAAAAGAGGAGUGCUGCUUCUAGUUUUUAUAUCUACGAGUCAUGCAUGUAAUCUGUUGAGAGUCAUGUGUUUGUGUAUGUAAAACCAAGCACUUGAAUUUAAUAUAUACUUAUUCGAUUUGUGCU
Molecule: messenger RNA, 943 nt
Organism: Zea mays
Lineage: Eukaryota; Viridiplantae; Streptophyta; Magnoliopsida; Poales; Poaceae
Product: cortical cell-delineating protein
Exons: 1
Coding region: 166-567 (133 amino acids)
Source: RefSeq, marked provisional